UUUCUCCCGGGCUGGGCUGACGGCCGCGGCCGGGAAGUUCGGGAGCGUGCGGGCGCCGGCGGCCGUUCGAGCGGCAGGCAAGCAAGAUAUUGUGCUGCUAUCCAGUUGUCAUAGUUGAUUUCACUCUACAAAUCUUCAAGAUUCCUACUGGAGUGAAAGUGUCAGUUGUGAUAAUGACAACUGAAGUUGGUUCAGAGACCGAAGUAAAGAAGGAUUCUGAGCAGCUGGGACCAGACAAAGCCAAGGACAAGCCUGAAGAAACAUCAGAAACUCCAGGAGAUCAAAAGUCCAAUGAAACAUCCUCUGGAGAAGCUCAAGAUUCUUCUGUCCCAGCACCAACCAGCCAAAGUAGUCCAAGCAGCCAGAAGAAGGAAAAAUCUUCACCUGAAAGCAAGGGUAUUUCUCGUUUCCUUCCCCCUUGGCUUAAGAAACAAAAGUCAUACACCUUGGCAGAGCCCAAAGAUGAGCCCAAGAAGAGAGCCACAGGGGAAGAGCAAGUAGUGGAAGAAAGUGAAAGCCAGGCACCAGAGGGGGUGGCUCAGCCAAGAAAGAGCUUGGAAGAAGCAACUGAAAACCGGCAGAAUGCUAAAGCAGAUGACAAAGAAAAACACUCUGUUAGCAGUGCUGAAAUACAGCCUUCCAAAGAAGAUGGUAAAGAAACAGAAGUAGAGGAAGUUGCAGAGAAAAAUGAAGAAAAACAAGAAGAAAAAGAAAAAAGGGAGACAAAAGAAGUGCAGACAGCUGAAAUUAAAAUAGAUACCAUUCCUCAGAAGUCUCCAAAGAAAAUCAAAACUGUGCAGUGUAAGGUGAUGCUUCUGGAUGGCACGGAAUACAGCUGUGACCUAGAGAAAAGAGCAAGAGGACAAGUGCUGUUUGAUAAAGUAUGUGAACACCUCAAUUUACUGGAAAAGGACUAUUUUGGGCUGUUGUUUUAUGAGAAUUCAGAGCAGAAGAACUGGCUAGAUUCUUCGAAGGAAAUAAAGAGACAAAUUCGAAGUCUACCUUGGAUAUUCACCUUUAAUGUGAAGUUUUAUCCCCCUGAUCCGUCACAGUUGACUGAAGACAUCACUAGGUAUUUCUUGUGCCUACAGCUUCGCCAGGAUAUUGUAUCUGGCCGACUGCCAUGUUCUUUUGUGACUCACGCCCUCCUUGGUUCAUAUACCCUGCAGGCUGAGCUGGGUGAUCAUGACCCAGAGGAGCACAGCAGUGAUUAUAUCAGUGAAUUCCAGUUUGCACCCAAUCAGACUCAAGAAAUGGAAGAGAAAGUGGCUGAGCUACACAAAACACACAGGGGCUUGACUCCAGCACAGGCGGAUUCCCAGUUCCUAGAAAAUGCUAAGAGACUCUCCAUGUAUGGAGUGGAUUUACAUCAUGCCAAGGACUCUGAAGGUGUGGAUAUCAUGCUGGGUGUAUGUGCUAAUGGCCUGCUGAUUUACAAAGACAGACUCCGCAUCAACCGCUUCGCUUGGCCAAAAAUUCUGAAGAUUUCCUACAAGCGAAGUAAUUUCUACAUCAAAGUCAGGCCAGCAGAACUGGAACAGUUUGAGAGCACCAUUGGGUUCAAACUGCCAAACCAUCGGGCUGCUAAAAGGUUAUGGAAGGUUUGUGUGGAGCACCAUACUUUCUUCAGACUUCUAUCACCAGAACAGCCUCCAAAAGCGAAGUUCCUGACCCUGGGUUCCAAGUUCCGCUACAGCGGCCGAACGCAGGCGCAGACACGACAGGCCAGCAACCUCAUAGACAGACCUGCUCCGUACUUCGAACGCACCUCCAGCAAACGUGUUUCCAGGAGCCUUGAUGGAGCUCCCAUGGGUAUUUCAGACCAAAGUCUUCUAAGAGACUUCUCUGCUACUGGAGGGCAGGCUGCUGGAGAUAAAAUCAUUGAUCUCGAAGCUGCUGGUCAGGCCAAGUUAAAAGAUGGUGGCAGAGAAGAAGAUGAAAGUCCACUCAAAACUCCACAAUUAGAAUUGACUCAGGAUGGAAAGAAUUUUUUUCUUCAGCUCACUCACGUACACCCAUCACCACUGCCCAUCCGUUCUGUGUCACCCCAUCUCACAAACUUGUCACCUGUCCCUGAGAUCGACAUUCUUUCAGAUAUUUCAGAGGAAGAUCCCUUUGAAGAGCCCCUCCUUACCAUUCCAGACAUUUCAGAGUGCAGUUCCAUGGAACAAACAUCAGAUCAUAAUAAAACCAGAACAGCUUCACCAAUUAAUACCUUUGAACCUAUGAGACCCCUAGCUAGUCGAGGCUCCCCUGCUGUUGAGGGAAGAAUCCAUGCAAAUGACUACAAAAGCACUCAGCUCUGCGUCUCCUUCAGCUUCUUCAGAUGCCUUUCUUUUAGUUUCCGUUCGCUGCUUGAUGAGGAUGGCUAUAUUACUUUUCCUAGCCUUCCUGAUGUUUGCAUUUCUUUCCUCCCACCUGGCCUUCAGCACUACAUUCCUAUUACCUCUCCUUCCUUCAUCCCCUCUUUUCUCCUUGUCUUUGUCCUGCUUCUGUCUGCUUUCCAGUCUAUUCCUUUUUCACUCACAUUUUCCCUUCCUCUCGCUCUGUCCCUCUGCUACCUGGAGCCUAAGGUGACUUCCUUUAGUAGCUCUAAUGGCAAUGACCUGAAUGACAAAGCAGAGGAAGAGGAGGUGGAAUACGAAGAGGAGGAAGCACAGCAGAAGGACCUGGAUAAGACCCAGGACGACUUACUGAAACACCAGGCUAGCAUUAGUGAGCUCAAGCGCAAUUUCAUGGAAUCCACGCCCGAACCACGCCCAAAUGAGUGGGAAAAGCGGCGUAUCACACCUCUGUCCCUACAGACACAAGGGAAAAAAGGAGACCACAUUUUCCAAGUGAAAACACUGCCUGGGAAGGAGAAACAAUGGAUUACAAUGCCAUGGAUUGCUGGAGCAAAACCAGAGGAAACCGAUCAGAGCCUGGAAGAGGAGAUAACCUCCAUUUUGUUUAGUAAGGAGCGCUUCGGCGCCGGCACCAGCGGGCCCUUCGCCGCCGCCAGCCCGGGGCCAGCAGAGGGCGCUGCGGGGGAGCAGACGGGCGCCGCCGCGCCGGGGCCCCAGAGACAUGCUUCCAGAGCAGAAGGGCCUUGUACUGGAGUCAGCGAUGCUGAUAAGAGUUCACAUGAGACUCUGGACAUAGUGGAGGAGAAGAAGCAGGCAGAGUUUGGGAUAGAAGAAACACUAGUCGUAGACGAAACCAACAAGGGGAAAAUGCAAGUUGCCACUGAUGCUGGGGAGACAUGUAAGGUGGAGCACGUGUCAAAAAAGGACUCUUCAUCAUUGCCAUCAGAUAGUAGCAGCAGCAGCAGUAGUAGUGAGAGUGAGGAUGAAGAGGUGGGAGAAUACCAUCCACAUCAUAGGGCAAUUGAGGAAGUCAUCAGGGAAGAACAGGAAGAAGAGGAAGACAUGAAAAGGAAAGAACAUGAAGAAAAUACGCAGCACGUGGAAGCCAUACCCGAAGGCAGUAAACUAAAUGUACCAGUUGAGCACACACAAGUUACAGCUGAAGAUUUGGUCCAGGAAAAUACAGUUACUGUAGCUACAGAAGAGAAGAAUUUGUCAGAGCAAAUUAAGCAAGAUGUAGGUGAAGAAAAAGAGGAGGAACAGCUGAAACUCAAUGGAGAUGUGUCUCAUGUUGACAUUGAUGUUGCACCACAAUUAAUUUGUUGUUCUGAGCCUCCAGUAGUGAAAACAGAGAUGGUAACCAUUUCAGAUGCCACGCAGAGAACUGAAAUCUCCACUAAAGAAAUUCCAAUUGUUCAAACAGAAACUAAAACUAUCACAUAUGAAUCUUCACAGCUUGAUGGCAAUGCUGUUGGUGAUACUGGCGUGCUGGUGAGUGCACAGACAAUUACAUCAGAGUCCAUUUCCACUACCACAACUACACACAUCACAAAGAUGGUGAAAGGUGGUGUAUCAGAAACGAGAAUUGAGAAGCGCAUUGUCAUUACUGGAGAUGCAGAUAUUGACCACGAUGAGGCCCUGGCACAGGCAAUCAAGGAAGCCAAAGAGCAGCACCCUGACAUGUCCGUGACGAGAGUGGUGGUGCACAAAGAAACCGAACUCGCUGAGGAAGAUGAAGACUAAAAUCAAAAAUACUCUGAAGCAAAUACUUCAG
Molecule: messenger RNA, 4119 nt
Organism: Serinus canaria (Common canary)
Lineage: Eukaryota; Metazoa; Chordata; Aves; Passeriformes; Fringillidae
Gene: EPB41L2
Product: erythrocyte membrane protein band 4.1 like 2
Exons: 24
Coding region: 174-4088 (1304 amino acids)
Biological process (GO): cortical actin cytoskeleton organization
Cellular component (GO): plasma membrane; cytoskeleton
Molecular function (GO): actin binding; structural molecule activity
Source: RefSeq, a predicted model, not a curated record